UUUGUUCUCCAACCACGGCUGUCCAAAGAGGAUGUCUUCCAAGCACACACUGUAACUAAUGUUUUCGGUCGUUAAAAUCACUUGUGAAAAAGAGACAAUUGUUUCAAAAAACAGAAAUGGUUGUGAAUUAUGUCAGUGUAAGUAUAUUUCCAUAUAUUUUCUAUCAGAUGCAGGAAAGCUUAAAUAGAGUGAAUUUAUUUAUUAAAGAAAUCAAUGUAGUCGGAAUUGCUAAAAUAUUUAUUAAACCCUCGUAAAAAAAAAAAAAGAGGUAAAGCCUACUUAGGAGUCACGUGGCACAUUGGGCUGGCUCUAAACUUCGGUUUCCGCAACAUGAAGCGACUGGGAGUUUUAUAACGUCACGUUACCGUAUAAUCUGCCCUUCACGUUAGGUAGAUGUGUUCGAACUGAAUUGAAAAUGAAGAGGUGUUAUAUUCACAGCAAACAAAGGAACAGAAGGACAAAAUAAACAGGUUAAUGUUUAAGAAGGACUUUGCACUUCAGAAUAUUACUUCAUGUGACGGUGACACUUUGCUUCAGGUAAAGCGCUUCCAGUUAAAAUAUAACAGCAUAAAAUUUGCUAAUAGUUUGUUUUUCGAAUAUCAAGAUGUGGCAGUCUUAAAGUCUAGUUUUAAUUGAUAAUAUUCUGAGCAUUGUCUCUAAGGCCUCUUGGCGUACUCUCAACAAAGACAUUGGCAAUCGGAACAUGACCUUUUUCAAUCUGCAUUUGACUUUCCUUGUCCGCUCUCAAAUAAAAUAACUUUGUAAUGCCGCCAUGAUGAUAAAAUAAUCAAAUGGGAAAAAAAAAAGACGAACAAAGCAAAAGGGUACUAUAUAUACACGGCAUAGAAAGACUUUUGUUACCAUAACACCGGUCGAACUGAAAGAAAAAAUUUAAAAGGUUUAGUGGUAUUCGCGUUAUUUUGUGAGCUGUUGUUUGUUUUUCAAGAAAAAAUUUUGUCUACUUAGCUUGGAUGUAAGCUGUUCCAAAACGGAAACGCAAAAUAUUAGCCGAACAUUUCAGUUUUCAUAACGAUGAUUUAUUUAACUCGCGUUCGUUAGCAGGUGUUUACCGGGAUAAAAUUGGUACAUGGAAAUUACCAAAAUGAAAAUUGUUUUACUCUUAUUAUGCCUUUGUGACAUGUGAUUUGUCAGUUGCGUGUAGAUUUCCCACCAGGUCGGAGCGUGACAAGAUAAGGGGCAAGCUGAUUAGAAAUCUUUUGGAUCGGGGCUGUUUAGACUGCUAAAAUGUUGAACGGGAAAACGAACGAUGCUGAAAAGGAUGGGACUGUCAAAGUUGUCGCUCAGAUGAUCGUGUUUACAUUUAUUAUAAUAGCCACAGUUGUGGGGAACGGUUUGAUCUGUAUUUCGGUGGCGAAAUUCCGCCAUCUGAGAACAAACACGAAUUUCAUCUUGCUUAGCUUAGCGCUGACUGAUUUGACAAUGGUGAUCAUAAUGAUUCUUAACGCUACCACAACUGCCAUCGGAGAGUGGAUUUUUGGCAAGUUUUGUUGUCGUGCAAUCGCCUCCGUUGGCCUCACGUUAUCAUUUAUUUCCAUUCUUCAUAUGUGUUUGCUAAGCGUUGAUCGCUACAUAGCCAUCCAGAAACCACUUCGUUAUCAAUUCAUAGUCACAAGAAGAAGGGUGGUAACAAUUUUGUUGCUUAUUUGGCUGUCAGUAAGUGUCAUUUUGAAUAUACCGCUAGCUGACUUUGAGUACCGAGCGGAUACUUACGGUUGCUCAAGUUACUUUAACCGUGACCCCUCUGUAAAUUCCAUGUAUAUUCUCUUUCUUGUGGGACUAUUUGUUAUUUUACCAUUUGGAAUAAUUUUCUUCUCCAACGUUGUUGUCUUCAAAACCGCCUUUACACAAGCCAGGCAGUUGAGCAGAGUCGAACGAAGCCUGCGCGAAUCGUCCGCGGACAUGUGCGAGGAAAGCGAACCACAACACAGGUCGAGAACAGUCGAAACACACUCGUUGAAGCGCGAAAUAAGAUCAGCUGGGACUUUCGCUUUGGUUGUUGGGAUAUUCCUGCUCUGUUAUACGCCAUUUUACACGGCUGGUACUUACAGAAAACUCGCUGGUCCUAUGAAGGUUCCUCGAAAUGUUUUAGUGAUGACAAUGUGGGUUGGGUUUGCCAAUUCGUUUUGUAACCCAGUCGUCUAUGGAUUGAGGUAUUCACCAUUUCGGAAGGCCUUCAAAAAAUUAUGUUCCUUCAGAUCAAAAGGGAACAUUAAGAGAAAUUAUAGUUGUAACUCUUCGAGUGGCCGGUGCGAUCGAUUUGGAACAGUUUUAUCAACGAGUUCUGCGCUGUAAAAUUUAAACUCUCUCUGUUAAGUCGUAAAUGAGCUGUUUUUCUUCUCUAAGGGUUAAAUUUAAACUUAAGUCGGUUGUUUCGCAUUUUGUCUGAUAGCAGGUGCGGAUCAGAAUGUUUUCUCUAUUAGCAAGUCUUAAGUUGACAAUAUCAAAAUGAAAACAAAAAUAUAAUAUUUACAAUGACAAAACGUUAAGCUGGUAGUGAAGGAAGCAAAAGGCUUGUACCCUGUGCACAAAGAAAUCUUUCAUCUUGCACUUUAAAUUCAAAAGAGCUGAGAGCACGUAAUUGCAUUUUGAAAUUGAUAUUCAGGGCGUAUCAAGUUAGUUUUUAAAAUGUAGUCAGGUCCUGCCUGAGAUUAAUAAGGAUUAUUACCAAGUUAUUUGAAUUUGAAUCAAAGAAAAAUGUGUUCAUUUUAAGCUUCUUGCAUCUGACAGCUGUUUCUCAGUCAUCUCACCGCUUUUAUUACAAUGCUGACAAAAUGUCGUUUGUUACGUUUGAAACAAGCCGGUCAAUCUGACCUUGGUACGGUAAGGGAAUUAUUUUCAGGAAAAAUUGAAGCGAGCUGAAUAGAAUACUAAACAAGGAAAUGGCUGAGCUCUUCUCAGCAAAGGGAAAACCAUAAUACGUUAGUCGCUGACACAGCUGAGCAACGGACAAUAUCUAUUUAUAAAUGAAGCAUCGCCAUACGAGAGGUUCAAGAGUAAAAACAGCACGGGACUGAGACGUGUUUUAUCUUUUCAUGCUGUGAUAGUGCACUUAUUGAAAGGAUUCGCCUGAAGAACUACUUUAAAAAGAAUGAUUCUCUUGUGUGUUUUCGUUUCACAAAAAUUUAAUUUGUAUAAUGUGGGCGAAAACAAUUUGCUUGGAAAUACCUUAUGUGCAAAUUUUUUUUUUGUUCGUUUAAAUGCCUCGUGUUUAAUAAUUAAUGUUAUGAAAAGACAGUGAAAUGGGGAAAAGGAGAUAUUAUA
Molecule: messenger RNA, 3282 nt
Organism: Stylophora pistillata
Lineage: Eukaryota; Metazoa; Cnidaria; Anthozoa; Scleractinia; Pocilloporidae
Product: octopamine receptor beta-1R-like
Biological process (GO): G protein-coupled receptor signaling pathway
Cellular component (GO): membrane
Molecular function (GO): G protein-coupled receptor activity
Source: RefSeq, a predicted model, not a curated record